ACCCCUUUGUAUACAAUGUUCGGUUAUACCAUCAUAUACGGGGACACCCUACAUAGUUCGAUAGCGAUCAUAAAGUAAUCUCGUAUUUGGAUUAAAUCGGGUUAGGAAUGAAACACGUUACUUGAUAUUAAACCAUUUAGUUUCUCAUGUGAGUAUAAACGAUAUGGGUGCAACUGUUCAAAAUAUGUAGCCAUGUGUCACAAUGUUAUGGGGUUUCUCAAUUCAAUAUGUUGCAUUCCUCGUAUUAACUUGUUUUCAAAUAGAUGAGGAGAUUUGAAAACGUGUUUAAUCUACAAAACAAUCAAUUUAAUUUCUGUAAUGUGCUAUUGUUAAAAUGUCAAACAACGAAAGAUGUGGAAAUAUUUAUUCCCUUAAAAAUCAUUUUAUUCUGGGUGCGUAUUCCAGAAGCAUCUUAAGUUAAAUUUCAUUCUUAUCCUUAAAUUUGGAUAUUUUCUUAAGUGUUUCAUUUCAUAUUGCAAUAGAUUGGAAUCAAGAUAUACAUUUAAAUAACAUCAUUAUGCCAAUGUUAUUUUAGGAAUACCAAAAAAAAAACAUGUGUUUCCUAAUUGAGUAAAGAAAUACAAAACAUUGUAAUUUUUAACUUAAGUGAAAUUAUUUGAGAAAUGACUUAAGAUGUUUCUGGAAUACCACCCCUGAUGUGUAAAUUAAUUAAUUACGAGCAUAAAGUUCGUUACUCGCACAAAAGACGGAAGGGUGCGGUGAUAUUAUCUGAUUGUUCAAUUUUUAAUUUCCUUGCGCUGUAUUUAAAAAGGAAUAAAAAUGAGUCUUGUUACGUGUAUUAAAUCAUUAUUCGUCAGCAUUGAUGUCCAAUUUAUACUUAUAUUAGUAUAAAGAAAGUCAGUGUUUGCAUGCCAUGCCAUGGAUUGUUUAACAUACAGUUUGCUGUGUAUUCAGGCUUUGUGUCUAGUCGCAUCAAACGUUACGUUAGAGAAAACGUUAUUAGGGACAGAUCCAAUACGACAUGAGCUGUUGUGUUCCUGGCUCUUUGAGCCCACCGACUUUGCCAUAUUCAGAAAGAAUCAGUCGGAGACUUUCAAAGAUAUCGUAUUUAUAUCAAAUGACUGCACGUUUAUACCAUCGACUUUUCCAAAUGGCAUGACGUGUGGCUGCAUAAACUCGACUUUGGCGCGAUGCAAUAUUACACAGACGUUGGACAGUGAUAAUGUUGAGGAGUGGAUGUGUGUAGUUCCUUACCAAGGACGAAAACAAAAUAGCAAUGUUAUCCCUAUAAUUUAUACAGAAAUCCGUACGUCGUUGAUGCAAGCAAAUGACCACGGGACAACAACUAAAACACAUCCGGCGACAGUCACAAGUUUCUACAUAAACGAAAUGCAAGAGGAAUUUAAUGUGACACUCAUAGAAAGUGGCAAUGGAAGUAUUAAUUGCGUUGGCGAUGGAAAACCCGAACCAACGCUUGCAUUGAUAAAACAUUCUGCAGAAGACGAACACAACACGACGUUAUACACCGUCAAUAGCACUCAUCUGCGUUACAAUACUUCACUUGGCAGCCAGCAUUCUGGGCAAUAUACUUGCGUAUCGUCCAACCGUUAUGGCAAAGAUUAUAGAACAAUACAUUUAAUUAUUAAAACGUUAGAAGAUAUUGGUAAUAUAAUGCAAUGGUCUUCGGUAACACCCACUGAAACAGCAGUUCGCUUACAAUGGACUCUCCGUGACAAUACGUUGAUGCACUUAGUGGACAACAGCACUUGCUAUGUUAGUUUACAAGACUAAGGGAGAAACAGAAUGGAUAAAUAUUAUCAAAGAGCUCAACAAGACGGUUACGCAGACGACAUUAAUUCUGGAUCUCCAACUGAAGAACCUGCGUCCUCAUACUCAGUAUGAAGUUCAACUGAUCGCACAGUUACCGUCCGCCAAUUACGCAAUCGCACCAACCGUAACGUUCAAGACAUUGUCGUUUUCAAAAGUGACGGGAAUUGACAUUAUUGUUGCGCCUAUCGCCUGUUCGGUGCUUCUAAUAUGCCUUGGCAUACUGCUGCGGCUGUGUAUGAACAGGUCAAUGCGUGGUCGGGAGCGAGCAGUGAUAGACAACUUAAGUAGGCAAGAACCAAUAUCUAUGAAUAUAAUGCGAGCGGAAGAAAAUACACGCCAAAUGAUUCCACUACAAGACGAAGACCACUACGACUUCAUUAAUAGCAACAGAACAAUUUCAUGCAUUAGCCCAAAAGGCAUGCAAGAUUCGAAUACUGAUUCACUACCUUUUCUGACUAUUGAUGGAACAAAUCAACAUGAUGAAAUAGGUUUGCAAGCACAAACGGGAAAUCAAAUCAAUUACGAGUUCCUGAAUCGCACUGGGAAACCGGCUAUGGAGCAGUACCAUUCAAUUGGCGACGCUGCAGAAUACAUUUCUGAUAGCGGUAGUUCAAUCACAGAUUCUUCUAUCUCCGACACAUGUUUACAGUAUCUUACAGUGAUUGACAUCGAACCUAUUCCAUCGGAAAGUGUCCUAGCCAGUACAUAUGAUGAUGUUGCGAAUGCAUCGAGAAGCGCACACAUAUAACAUACGUUGCGCUAUAUAGAACAUAGGAAACGGUUGUUUUCGUCUUGAGAAGUUCGCGAAAACGAAAGACUUAACCAAUGUUGUGUAAAUUGUACUUUUAUUCUUAUGAUUCAACGUAAGUGGAUACCCGUUUUAUUGUUUACAAUGAUGUUACCAUAAGUAUGAUGAUGCUUACCAUCAUCGCGCAGUCUACACUGUAUUCCACGUAUUCUCUUAAUUCGUUUCGUAAACUGUUUUAUCUUAUGUAUGGUGGUUUCCUGAGGCAGGUAUUAUUGAAAGCUUCAUUUAUUCGUUAAAGACUAGACACAGUGAUCAGUAUGUAUCUGAGUUGAGAGUUAAUGUUGAUUCAUCAACUUCAUUACUAUUUUAUAAAAAACUAAAACCUCUGUUUGAAAUAUCUGUGCAUUUAGAUGUCAUUGACAUUACAUUCAUAGAAACAUGAUUGCUGAAAUACGUCUAUCGUCACAUAAUUUGUUAAUGGAAUUUGGUAGACAUGAUAAAAUUAUCAGAAAUUUUAAAAAUGUGUAUUUCAUGUUGUCUGAACGAUUUAGAAGACGAAUAUAACUUUAUACUUAAAUUUAUUUUUAAAAAAAAGAUCCAAAUACAUGUCGAAACACUUCUCAAUAAGACCAAUCAUGCAUACAUGUUUGAAACGUUUAAAUUGCAUUUAUAAAUGGACCCUUAUGAACUUAGCAAUUUACUGUAUUACAUUUUAUAAUAAAAGAGAUUAUUGUACCUUUCUUUAAAUUAACGCUUAUUAUUGAAAUUAAUGAACCGUUUAUAUGAAAUGAAUGUACUGUGUCUUUGCCUGUUAACACUGAUUUCUGUUUACAAGUGCAGUUUAUUAUUAAAAAAAUAUGAUUUUGUGUGCCUUUUUUCCACUGAUUUUUGUUAAUAUAUGGUUUAUAUUCUCAAUUCACUGUGUAUAUAAACAUACAAUACCCUCACGCAUAAUGCAUCAUUAUCCUUAAUACUUUUUUUAAGCAUGUAUGAAUGUAUUAUAAUAUUAAUCACGAAGAGCUGUAAAAUGCUUAAGUGAAUAAAAUAUGUGUUCUGUUAAUAUAUAUUCAUAUUAUUUCUUUGUUUAAAUCAUUGACAAUGAAUACUUAAUGCAAAUUUAACUACUGGUUAUUGAUAUUUGCUUAAUAGUAUUUACAUUAUUCGAACAUAAUUAAUAAAAGAUGUUAAUUUCAUUAUCUUUUUAAAAAGUAUCAUGCAUAAAUUUUGAUUAAUCUACCGCAGAUAUAAUAGAACUUGUAUGGACAUGCAAAUGAAGUUGUGGCAUACCGCUGCAAUUGACAUUCUGUGAUGGCUGCAAUAGCACCAAAAUAGAUUAUGAAAUAAUGCAUACAUUGUGUUUGUUUGUUUCUAUGUUUAUUUCUGGAUUUGAAGUUAAUAUAUUUAAUCUCGUUUAAUUGAUAGAAUUCAACUCUCAUUCGAAUGCAUGUUACUCUUUAAAUGCAGAUUAAAAUAACAAAUUAAAUCAGUAAUUUUGAAAUCAAUUUGCUGAAUGAAUUAAGGUUUGCGUCAUAUGAAUUUAUGUUUUAACACUUUUGAUACAUGACUAUCGAAUAAAUUGUCCACCCGUGCUUAUUGUACCUGUUAUUGCAUAACAAAGACGAUAAUGUGAUAUACUUCAGGUUAAUUUGGAAAAUACAUCGCACACAAUUCAUAUGUUCUUGAAGGUUAAGUUCAUUUGGGGCAAAUGCGUAACUUCGCAAAUAGCGUAUGAAAAUCUCAAUUUCAUUCUGUCAACGAAUUGUGAGCAAGGCAUAUGUGCCUCGCUUUGUUAUAAUGUAUUAUUCCAUAACUUUCAAAUGUUAUUAUUGUUUUAUUGUUCAUUUGCAAUGGAUAUUGAUCACCAAACGAUUAAUGCAUCAUGUUUAAUUAACUAUUUGCAAUAUGCACUUGAAAAAGAGCAAAUAAGCACACAACUGGACGUCUUUAGAUGAAGAGAUACGUUAGAGAUUGUAGUGUGAUGUUUCAAUUAGCACAUUUUUUACAUCUUUGUUUUGUCAUUUUUCUUUACUUUAUUGUGCCUUUUCAUCGCAUACAAUUGGAUAACAGAAUUUCUGUUGUAAAUAAAUCAGGGACACAAAUGUGUUCGAAGAAACGCAAGAAACAAUUAAGAUAAUAUGUCUUCUCUAGGCAAUUUGUUAACAUAUUUAAAUACAA
Dreissena polymorpha is the source of this 4714-nucleotide messenger RNA. RefSeq lists its product as uncharacterized. The transcript is spliced from 13 exons. The coding region runs from base 1733 to 2539 and encodes 268 amino acids. The record is from RefSeq and is a predicted model, not a curated record. Gene Ontology annotation, molecular function: protein binding. Lineage: Eukaryota; Metazoa; Mollusca; Bivalvia; Myida; Dreissenidae.